AUGCACACCUGUCCCACAUAUGUGGGCUUUUCCGGGGGUGCGGUGUUUGACACGGACGGACAGGUAGUUGCUAUGAAUUCUGGUGGAGAUCAGAUGCUUCGUGAGAAAUACGCCGUUCCUUACCAUACGUUAAAAGAUUUCAUUGACAGAGGAAUUGAAUCACAAAAAUCCGACGAAAUAGCGUUGAAAGCGAGGUAUGAAUUGACAGCCCAGGUAUCUUUGGGUUUAUUACUGGUACCAUUGGAUAAGAAAAUAAAGGAACUCCUAUUUAGUGGUAGUAUAGGGAAAGCACAGUUCGCCAAUGUAUUUGAUGGUGGUGUCGUUGUCUGGGAUCAGGUGUGUGGGAAUCGGGUGGGUGUCGGUGAUAUCGUACUCAAGAAAAACGAUGUGAUCACAGAAGUGAACAAUGAGCCAGUUCAUUCACUGGAAAUGUUCAGACAAAUGAUUGAACAGCCUGGUCAUUUAGAGUUAACUGUUUAUCGACUCACACCUGAUCUUAAAACUGAAAGCUUUUCCCUAUCCGUCAAACUUGAGGCUAAAGACUGUUACUUAAUAUGA
This is a messenger RNA of Oppiella nova, 558 nucleotides long. Lineage: Eukaryota; Metazoa; Arthropoda; Arachnida; Sarcoptiformes; Oppiidae. The record is from the annotation of a GenBank genome assembly.